Molecule: messenger RNA, 1425 nt
Organism: Sphenostylis stenocarpa
Lineage: Eukaryota; Viridiplantae; Streptophyta; Magnoliopsida; Fabales; Fabaceae
Source: the annotation of a GenBank genome assembly
AUGGCACGUCUGAGUUUUUAUGAUGUUACAUUAAUGCUAUAUACUAUAGGCAUUCUUUUGACUAUGGAACAUGGGUACAAUUCAUCAAGCAUGGGACUAAACAGUCGAUUAUCAAAGAGGAUAUCCACAGAACUAGCAAAUAAUGUGUCUAAUCAGCAACAUGUUAAUGUAGCUUCGGACGGAAGAAACAAUGACAAAUUUUACAUGCAAAAUAACCUUUUAGCCAAUGAUGCUUCAGGUGACAUCAAUUUUCCAAUCAGAGAUCCUGUUAAUAGAGAACCACAAUCUAGUAGUGACCUGUUUCUGGCCAAGGCCUGGUUUCUAAGUGAUCAAAGAGUAACAAGAAGCCGGUCCUCUGAAUUGAGGCGGAGGUAUACUGAAAUGCAAAAUGCUCAAACCAAACAAGGAAUGGAAUCAAUGAGCAUGGCCCCUCAACAUGUUGUGGACACUACAAAACAAGAAAUUGCAAAUUUUAAUGGUUUUGAUCACAUUACUGUAUGUGAGCUUCCAAGCCAAAAGGGAUCAUUCAUGUCUCCCUCAAACUCAUCUUCAACUACCUUCCACACUCAUCAAUUGGUUAAUGCAGAUAAAGUCUCAUCUUGUGUAAGUAUGCUAAAGGGUACAUUACAACGCAAGAGACUUGGAAACCAAGUUGAGAAAGAAGCUGCAGGAGAUAGCUUAAAUGGACUUUUUUAUCCUCAAGAACCACUUUUCCAAACUGGGUUUAAUGAAGAACAAGAACAUUGGAAUCAUCAAAAGCUAAUAAAUGUUCAAGGGGGCUCUACUGUUCAAAUUAAGGAUCCUGGAGUUUACUUUGUCUCAGAUGGUUUUGCAAAUCAAACAAACCAAACAUAUGUGGGAAAUACUUCCCGAGAACCAUCUCAAAGCGAAUCCUCUGCUGCUGCACCAGUAAUCUCUUCUGGUCUGGAUGCAUGCGAAGGUCCCAGCAAUUCAAAUCAAAAUCUUUGUGAAAGCUCGUGGAAACAAGUGGGAGUAAGUAGAAGUUCAGAAAAUACUCAAAACAGAGUCAAAGGUGUCAGAGAACAGAUAAUGGAUAAUAUAAAAGAUGAUCGAAAGAGGAGAAGUCUAGAAAGAUACGGAUCUGUAACAUCAGCUGUUUCAGAGGAAAAAGGGGACACCACAAAAAAGCGUAGAGUGGAGCGUUCAAGGAAAAUGGCUGAGGCAAAGGAAAGAAAUUUGACACCAUCAGUUCCCUCUGACGUGCAAGCUGUUUUGAAGCGGUGUGAGACCCUUGAGAAGGAAGUUCGAUCACUCAAACUCAACUUGUCCUUCAUGAAUAGGAAGGAUUCUGAACAAACAAAGCAGAUAGAGGACCUUCAGAAGCAGAAUGAAGACUUGGCAGAUGAAAAGGAGCGUCUCCUUGAAGAGAUUGAAAGAAUUCUUUCUGAAACAGGAAAGAUCUAA